Molecule: messenger RNA, 450 nt
Organism: Bombus pyrosoma
Lineage: Eukaryota; Metazoa; Arthropoda; Insecta; Hymenoptera; Apidae
Exons: 2
Coding region: 1-450 (149 amino acids)
Source: RefSeq, a predicted model, not a curated record
AUGGCUACUUAUACCAGUACCAGUCAAAUUGACUGGUUAUUCUCCUUGGAAGCAUCCGAAUUGUUGCAAAAACUGAAAAGGAUACCAAUGGAAUGCUUUGAUAUCGAGAAUAGUGAAUUCUCUGAGUGUGAAGGAAGUGAACCAGGGGAAAGAGAAAUUGAAAUUUGUAGUGAUAAACGUAAUAGUAACAUUAGCGACAAAGAAAAUAAAUCCUCAGAAAGUAAGUCAGAGAACAUUUUGAAUGCACGCAAAAGAAGACGUGCUCGGGUGCUUUCAAGUUCUGAAAGUGAAAUAGAAAAUGUACAAGCUAGUCUAAAUGAAAUUGCCGUAAACGAAACCAAAUGGGAAAGAAUUCAAGAAGGGUCAGCUUCUGGGAGAUUACCCUUGCACAAUAUAUUCAAAGACAUAUCCGGCCCACAGGAUAUGCAAAAAAAGUAUCACGAAAGAUAA